UAAAGCAUAAUUUAUGUAAGAUUGGUAGUAAAUCUCAAUCUCACUACACGGAAUUUGAUUAUUUAGUGGCAACGCAGAUAGGAUUGGGUUUUCCUUACAAAAAGAUCUCAAUCUCGAUUCCUUUAAUUCAAACAGCUCCUGUCUUCUCUACUGAUUUCAAGCUUCUGCCAUGGCUGGUUCACCGUCUCCUUCCAUUUCCCACCGAAUUGAUGUGUUUUGGCAAGAGGGGAUGCUCAAUCACGACACCGGCUAUGGCGUAUUCGACACCGGAGACGAUCCAGGUUUUCUCGACGUCUUGGAUAAACACCCAGAAAACUCUGACCGGAUUAAGAACAUUGUUUCCAUUCUCAAAAGAGGACCCAUCUCUCCCUUCAUCACUUGGCAUUCGGGACGACGCGCACUCCUCUCGGAAUUGCUUUCUUUCCACCAUCCAGACUAUGUAAAUGAGCUCAUUGAAGCUGAUAAAAAAGGAGGGAAGGUUAUGUGUUGUGGAACUUUUUUGAAUCCGGGCUCUUGGGAUGCCUCACUUCUUGCUGCUGGUACUACUCUAUCAGCAAUGAAGUAUGUCCUUGAAGGGCAGGGCAAUAUUGCUUAUGCACUUGUUAGGCCUCCGGGACACCACGCACAGCCAACUCGAGCCGAUGGCUAUUGCUUCUUGAACAAUGCUGGUCUUGCUAUUCAAUUGGCUUUAAAUUCUGGCCGUGAGAAGGUUGCUGUCGUUGACAUUGAUGUUCACUAUGGAAAUGGAACUGCUGAAGGAUUUUACACGUCCAACAAAGUUUUGACUAUUUCCCUUCAUAUGGAUCAUGGCUCUUGGGGUCCUUCCCAUCCUCAAAGUGGAUCUAUCGAUGAGCUCGGUGAAGGACAAGGUUAUGGCUAUAAUUUGAAUAUACCUCUGCCAAAUGGAACAGGGAACCGUGGAUAUGAAUAUGCCAUGAAAACAUUAGUUGUCCCAGCAAUAGAGAAGUUCAAGCCAGACAUGAUUGUUUUGGUUGCAGGCCAAGAUUCAAGUGCUUAUGAUCCAAAUGGAAGGCAAUGCUUGACAAUGGAUGGUUACCGGAAGAUCGGGCAGAUAAUUUUGGAGCUAGCAAAAUACAGCAGUGGAAGCCUCCUUAUAGUUCAAGAAGGAGGAUACCAUGUAACUUAUUCAGCUUAUUGUCUUCAUGCAACACUUGAAGGGAUACUCAACCUAUCGCCUCCUUUGAUAUCCGAUCCUCUUGAUGGUUACCCGGAAGACGAGGCGUUUUCUGUGAAGGUAAUUGAUUCCAUUAAAAAGUAUCAAAAUGAAAAUAUACCGUUCUUAAAAGUUUAGCAUUGUUUUAAUAUGUAUAUAUCUGUGUUGGUUAAUGCUUCUACUCUAUGGUUGGAUGAAGCUUUCUAGUUUAGUUGACAUAAUCUUCCACUUGCCAGUUUCGAAUUAUGUGGGAAACUAUGGUUCAGCUUGUUCGGAAUACAUUAGAUUAGUGCAUCAAAGUCAGUUGUACUCUAAAUAUGAUAUAAACAGGAUGAAAGGAUAAGCAAAUGGUUUAAAGAAAUGAGUUCUAGUUUGUAUUUUGUAAUGCCUUGUGUUAGAUCAUUUUUUAGGAUAAAUGCCUGAAGGUUUUAGAAAUGCUAGUUUGGUUAGAUGGAUCUUUCACAAAUGUUUCAUUGUCGGAGUAUAAACUCUUUAAAAUUUGAAUAAAAAUUAUUACCUAGAA
Benincasa hispida (wax gourd) is the source of this 1697-nucleotide messenger RNA. It is a transcript of the gene HDA08, whose product is annotated as histone deacetylase 8. Gene Ontology annotation, biological process: epigenetic regulation of gene expression. The record is from RefSeq and is a predicted model, not a curated record. Gene Ontology annotation, molecular function: histone deacetylase activity. NCBI's taxonomy places the organism in Eukaryota, Viridiplantae, Streptophyta, Magnoliopsida, Cucurbitales, Cucurbitaceae.